Molecule: messenger RNA, 1344 nt
Organism: Lodderomyces margitis
Lineage: Eukaryota; Fungi; Ascomycota; Pichiomycetes; Serinales; Debaryomycetaceae
Gene: NCS2
Product: Ncs2p
Exons: 1
Coding region: 1-1344 (447 amino acids)
Biological process (GO): tRNA wobble position uridine thiolation
Cellular component (GO): cytosol
Molecular function (GO): sulfurtransferase activity; tRNA binding
Source: RefSeq, a predicted model, not a curated record
AUGAGUGCCAUCGAACAUGUAUCUGACCAGGACGUAAUGUGCCAGAGGUGCAAGGAAGCAAAGGCUAUUUUGAAAGCUAGAAGCGAGUUUCAUUGCAAGCAAUGUUAUUUACGACUUGUACGGGGGAAGCAAAGGAAGCAGAUGUCUGCUGAGAAAUAUAAAAUCAACUAUAGAAAAUCAAGUCUGGGAGAACUAGAAAAGGUUUUGGUAGCAGUAUCAGGUGGUGUGUCCUCGCUUGUUCUACUAGAUGUUUUGGGAAAUUUACUAUUGGAGCAAAAACAGACUCAUCGAGGAUUGCAAGGGUUCGAAAUUGUUGUGGUCAACUUGGACGAGCGAGAGUUGAAUUCGUUGAAUGCAGACGUAAGCUCAUCCCUAGAGAUGAUUCUACCUCGAUUCGAACCAGUGAAAAUUUCGUUUAAAACUAUUUCUUUGGACUCUUAUGUGGACUUGUCGAGCUUGAACGAGAUUAGCAUCGAGAACGACUUCAGCACAUUGGCAAAUCCUGUGGAUGUACAGUCAUGUACUUUCAUUGAUUUGUUGAAUAAGUGUCAGAACAAAUCCUCGGCGGAGGAUUUGCUAACUAUUGUGUGUGAAAAGUUACUCUUGAAAGCUGCAUACGAAGAAGGAUGUGGAACUAUUGUGUAUGGUCACACCAUGACUAGGACUGCCAAUGAAGUCAUUGCUCUAACUGUUAAAGGAAGAGGCUCUUCUAUACACAAGUCGAUAUCAAAUAGAACAGAGAUGUUCAAAGACAAGGAAAUUGAUAUAAUAUACCCUUUGCGCGAUUUGUUGUUUGCAGAGAUUGAUGAGUAUGCCAAGCUUUCUGACUUGAAGAGGUUUGUAGUUGAGUCGGAAGUGGUCAAAUCUAGAGUGUCCAAAAACUUAACUAUUCGAGAUUUGGUUGGCAAUUAUUUCAGCAACUUGGACGCCACCGGUUAUUCGUCAACAGCGUCCACUGUGAUGAAGAUUGGUCAAAAAUUGGGUUCUCCAGAGUUGAAGAUACAGACAAGUUGUAAAUUGUGUGGCGUCAACAUAUACCAGGAUCCAAAGGGCUGGUUAAAGACGAUUACAGUAAAUGACCCAGCACCAAUUCAAACAGACGAGGAGAAGGAGUAUUUGGAAAUGUAUUUAUCAGCCACUCACCAAAGUCCAAAUCAGGCUAUAAAUGGUGAUAAGAUUGAUCUUUGCUAUGGUUGCAUCACCACUUUGAAUGGGAUUCGAGCAAAUGAAGGUUUUGUUUGGCCAAUUGAGCCAGAUUUAAAUCUCAGUUAUAGCAGAGAGUCAACUGAGGUUGAAAAGCAGCAAGUGCUAGACGAAUUUGUAUUGACAGAUACCGAAGAGUAG